AUGCGGAAAUGUACAGCCCGGCGCCCGCGGACGUCAACUGAAGAAUUGCAUCUGCAUCUCCUGGCGGUUCUUCGUACCUCUAAAAUAACCGAGAGGCGGGGGCGGGCGCCACGGGUAUUUUUACCUAUGACGUCCGACAUGCGACUUGACGGAACGUGGCCGCGGAAAGCGCGGCAAUCGACGCUCAAGCGACUUGACAGCCGG
Messenger RNA from Iphiclides podalirius (scarce swallowtail), 204 nucleotides. Lineage: Eukaryota; Metazoa; Arthropoda; Insecta; Lepidoptera; Papilionidae. The record is from the annotation of a GenBank genome assembly.